Messenger RNA from Ornithodoros turicata, 5530 nucleotides. It is a transcript of the gene Pvr, whose product is annotated as vascular endothelial growth factor receptor 1-like. The record is from RefSeq and is a predicted model, not a curated record. NCBI's taxonomy places the organism in Eukaryota, Metazoa, Arthropoda, Arachnida, Ixodida, Argasidae. The transcript has 22 exons. Gene Ontology annotation, biological process: protein phosphorylation; multicellular organism development; cell surface receptor protein tyrosine kinase signaling pathway. Gene Ontology annotation, cellular component: signaling receptor complex; plasma membrane. The coding region runs from base 287 to 4441 and encodes 1384 amino acids. Gene Ontology annotation, molecular function: ATP binding; transmembrane receptor protein tyrosine kinase activity.
UCGCAAAAGUUCCGGUCUGACUUCGGAGACAAACGGUACAGUGUGCGUCAGUAUAUACGCGUCGUCGCAGUCGGAAACUACACGCACGGUGUGUUGCGAAGCGCGCGCGCGGAGUUGUUAUGGAAGCGUACCGUUGCUCAGAUUUGUACGCCGGUGGUUAAGUUUGUGUGUUAGCUAAGUGCCACUUCAUUGAACUUUCGUUGAACGCAGACUGUACUGCGACUGGUUUUGUGUUUCGGAGAGCACUGUGAGGUUCCGUCGUCCCUGUGCUGAAGUUUUUGUGAAUAUGGAGUGGAAGCGGAGAAAGACAUUUUUGUUGUGGUGGAAGUGCGUUGGUGCCUACGGUGUUUUGACGGUUUUGAUGUACGCAAAUCCGUCCCUCGGGAUCUCGCGGUAUCUGCCUCCAAAACUAGACCUUGUAGGCCCUUUCAUCGACGUGCCUGUAAACUCCACGAUCCGGAUCGCCUGCUUCGGAGGACAUCCACUGGAAUGGGAAACGCCCGACACUGGCGAGAACGUGUCUCAACGAUCCGUCAUCUACACCGAACAAACCGAAGACGAUGUUCGCCCAUACAAGAGUGUCCUGGAAAUCUACAAUUCGGAUGUCAUGGACAUGGGAUUUUAUUACUGCGUCUACAAUGGCACAACGGAUCACAAUGACUUGGGAAAUGCGACCUCCAUUUAUGUCUUCGUUAACGACGACUAUUAUUUGUUCCAACCGGGAAAGCUGUUCAAUGAGAAACACAUCAUCCCCGUAACCCACGGUCGGCGCGUGGAUAUCCCUUGUCUUCCGACUCAUUCCAAAGCCGAAGUGAACCUUUAUAAAGUACACUACGAGGAAGAGUACGAAGCGGUAGCCUUGCAGCCCGAAUACGUAGAAUUCGACCCGAGACAGGGCUUCAUCGUGUACUAUCCUCACAGUUUCUAUAGCGGCAACUUUAUGUGCAACGGCAGCGUGCCAGGCCUGAACUUCGAAGCAAGCAGUGUCACAAUAUCCCUUAUUUUUUAUGGUCCUACUGAUGUCGUACCCGCUGUACAGAUUCUGAGAAGCGAUUCUUUCCAUCCUGUCCUGAACGGUUCCUUCAGCUUGAACUGCACUACACGAGUGUCAACCAGUGGCUUGGUCACCAUGAGCUGGGAAUAUCCCAGCAAAACACUCGGCAAAGAUGAUACACGCAUUGUGGUUGAACCAGCCCACAGGACUGAGAAGUUAUCUCUUGGGCAAGAAUCCGUUUGGGUUGUCUCUUCUCGGCUAACGGUGAACAACGUGGAACGAGUGGACGAGGGCGUUUACACCUGCUUGCUAGCCGAUCACACCGGGGGCAUGUACAACCGCUCGCUCUUUGUCACCGUGUUUGAAUCUGAACAAUCUGCGUUCGUGAACCUGACAACGGACCUGGAUCCCUCUCAGAUGUUAAACGUAUCCGAAGGGCGCAGUCUCAAGAUUGCAGUAACGGUGCACGCUCAUCCGAGUUUCGAAAGGGUCCGCUUUAUGUGGACCAAGGACGGGGCGAGGCUCGAAGAAGGUGGAGAUGUCACCAUGACUUCCAGAAAGCCGCAGUACAUCAUGGAAAAGACGAACGCGGUGUUCGACGACAGCGGGCUGUACGUGCUCCAUGCAAGAGUGGAGAACGCCACUUCCAUUCUGACUGUCAUGGUAGAUGUGAAAUCCAAACCGAUUGUGACCAUCCUGAACAAGACGGAGCUGUACGACCGUGGCCUCGACUACAACCUUACCUGCAACGUGAAGGGUACACCUCCGCUUAAAGUCUGGUGGGAAUGGAAGAAGUGCGAAGACCCGGAAGCGUGCACGGACGACGGUAGCUUCAAGCGCAUCACGCGCGCUUCAGCCCUGUCCGUUAACCACAACGUCAUCCACUCGCCGUCCAGAGGGAUCGACUCCCGCGAACGGAACCUGACGCUCACUGUCCAGGCGUCGCAGUCGGCCUAUUACAGAUGCGUGUCUGAAAAUAUCUUGGGCAACGCCAAGGAUGGGACGACGUUCUACGUCACCGAUGCGCGCAACGGGUUCGAGAUCAGGGUAUCCAACACUGAUCCUGUUGAGGAGGACCGGGUCAAGAUGAGCUGCCUCGCAAGCAACUUCAGGUACGUCGACCUGACGUGGAAAUGGAGACCUGCAGCUGACAGCGACUUCACUAUCAUCUCGGAGUCAACCAAUUCCCGUAAGAUUGAGAACGCGACAUCACUCUUCUCGCAUCGGCUCACGUUGGACUUCAAGUCAAUCUCGCUAAAUGACAGUGGAGACUACGAGUGUUUUGCGUCCGUUAGAGGAGAACCCUCUCGACGUCACAAGAAUUCCACUACAUUGCGAGUGCAGGAAAUCACAGCACCUAAAAUCGCCGUCUCCAACUUGAAAAAUAAGAAGCAGCAAGAUGUAACUUUCAUCGAGCUCAUGUGUACUGCGAAUGGAGUGCCGCAACCUGUCAUCACUUGGUUCAAGAACGGAAGACCACUUAACCUGUCCACGUUCGAACAGCGCCAGCAAGGGCGCUGGAUCAUAAAGCGGAAGGUCACACCGGAAGACUCUGGCUUCUACCAAUGCAAGGCAAACAAUCGGGGCGGAUUCGUGUACGACAACAUCACGAUCACGGCCAUGUCAGCAAUGUCAGCGCAAGGCUUGAGUACCGGUAACAUCGCUGUGAUCGUCGUUGCUGUGUUCGUCGUUGUCCUCCUUAUCAUCAUGCUCUACUAUUACAUCAAAAGAUUCCUGCAGGACAGGAGGUCCAAGAAGGACACAGAGAUACUCAACAAGGCGUUAUUCAACAAGGGACAGAUAGAGUUCUUCAACCCGGAUCUUCCUCUUUGCGAGCAAGCGGAACUCUUACCAUAUGAUCCCCGCUGGGAGUUCCCGAAAGAUCGCCUGAAACUAGGACGCACGCUUGGCCAAGGCGCUUUCGGUCGGGUUGUGAAAGCAGAGGCCAUAGGGCUGGGACCAAAUGGAGAGCCUCUAACUGUUGCUGUGAAGAUGCUGAAAGAACGAGCGGACACCUCGCAACAAAAGGCCCUCAUGGCGGAGUUGAAGAUCCUCAUCGCUCUCGGUCGCCAUUUGAACAUUGUCAACAUAUUGGGCGCAGUAACGAAAAAUGUGGCGAAGGGUGAAUUGAUGAUGAUCGUCGAAUACUGCAAGUUCGGAAACUUGAGACACUACUUACUGAGACAUAGGGAGCGCUUCGUCAACCAACUAAACCCACUUACGGGAAAGCUCGAUCCCGAUACUUUCUUUAGACCUCGGAUGGAUUCACAAGCAACAAAUCCCGGCAGCGUGUGGAAUCCCAUCUAUGGACGCCCAAGGUAUAUCGACCUACUGCACAGCCCGACUUCUCCAGAUGAAAGCAAUUCAUUCACGUUCACGCAACCAGAUGGAGACGGUGACCUCAACGACUCUCACGCACUGAGGGAUUCCAGCACAGAAGGUUCAAACCUAAUCACGAGUGGUUCUACCUUGAGAGAUCAUGGAGAUUACAAGGAUGGUGUCUUGACGACACGAGACCUUCUCUGCUACGCUUUCCAGUGUGCAAGGGGAAUGGAAUACUUGGCAUCUAGAAAGCUUAUUCAUCGUGAUCUGGCCGCACGGAAUGUCCUGCUCAGCAAGGAAAAUGUGGUGAAGAUAUGUGACUUUGGCUUGGCGAAAGAUUGCUACAAAUACUCAAACUACGUCAAGAAAGGAGAUGGAUUGCUUCCUGUCAAGUGGACUGCCAUCGAGUCUAUUAUGGACAGGGUAUUCACUACGAAGAGCGACGUCUGGUCCUAUGGUGUCCUUCUUUGGGAGAUCUUCUCCCUGGGUGGCAACCCUUAUCCAGGAGUAACAAUUGACGAGUCUUUCUACAAGAAACUCAAGAACGGCUAUCGUAUGGAAAAGCCAGAUUAUGCUCCGGACGACGUCUACGGUGUUAUGCGGAGUUGCUGGGAGCUGGAACCGAAGGACAGGCCUGACUUCAGCACGCUAGUCACGAAAGUCGGAGACCUACUCGAGGAUGGAGUUCGAGAUUACUAUGUCGCCCUGAACGAGCCACACCUGAAUGAGAACCGCAGCGUGAAGAACAACAACGACUACCUCGCUAUGGGGAUCCAAAGGGACAGCGACUAUCUGGUCAUGAAAUCGGAUGAGGACAACUACAUCAACACCAAGACACAGGACAAUGCAUCGCAAUACGCAAAUAUCAACGGCAUCAAGAACGGGGGCCGCGUCGCUCCCCAGGCGGGAGAGGGUACAGACCGUAACGACCAGGUUCGUUACAUGAACAUCGAUGGCAUCUCAACACUAUGUCUUCCCGGAGGUCUUGGAGAGCCUGCAUCACCACCCUCACCAGGGCAUGACACAAGGUCUACAAGGUCUGAUGAUCCGAGCGAACUGUGUGCCACGCCGCCUCCAGCCUAUAACCUCGUCGUUAACGUGGACGUUAACAGUGGGGUAAUCUGAAAUGCUCGUUACGGCUCCAUCGAUAAUCAACGCGAUAGCGGAGUCAGAUGUCUCAAAGUAAUGGAAUGCUCAGACAUCCAGAUCUGCACAUACAAGAAACGGGUGGUCUCACUUCCAUACAAACGUACAAGGGGCCUCCUGAGUGUGCGACACGGUAUGGUACGGAUAAAAGUCACAGCCAAGAGACGUAAGCUCCACGCACGCGCAUUGAAGACUCAUACAACUGUGUUGUAUCUUCUCGAGAAUACUCCUCUACAGGUUUCUACAUGCUUUUUAAGACACGCCCCCUUGAGAAUGUAUUAUCUUCAAACCGUACCUCAAGAAACCUGAAGCACCUCGACAGCAUGGUUGUAACAACCGUGACACUAGGGGCUGGUGAAUCUGAAGUUUGUGUGAAUGAAAAAGUUGCUGAAUGUUAAGACAAAGUGGAAGCUACAAAAAUACCUGAAGGACGCACAAUAUGACUUGCAAAGACAUCCGUGUGAUGCCAAGUGCCUUUUAUAUUACUGUUGCCACUGCACCGUUCAUCCCAAUGAAACCAUGUGUCUAUUUGGAGAACGGUCAUCACAGUUUUAGUGUACUUGUAUUUGUUACACCUAGCACAGCCUUCUCCAAAAGCAAGAUAGGCGAACUUUUUUCCCUCGUUCUGAAUCUUAAGGGGACAGUCAUGGAGAUCAUGUCAGUGCAAUGUGACAGCAAAGCUUCUGUCUGCUUUUGUUUCACAAAUCUCUAAACAACAGUGGAAUCAUUGCGUUGCGUGAUAUGGACUGUCCCUACAGUCACAUGAAACUCUGUUGUUGCACUGCAUCUCCUCACGUGAGUGCAUCCUACAAAGGACAUCCUGUUCCUGCGUUCCUUGGUUUCUGAGUUGUGAACCAAAGUGCAUUGUGCCAGCACUUGCAAGGCUUGUGUGCAAAGAACUAGUCACUAUUUUUGCGCCUUUAAUCGGGACACAGUCACGAGACGGGUAUGUCAUCAAGUAGACUGUAUAAAACAUAUGUAUGUGCAAAGUUGCUUCAGUUGUUCAGUUUAAAAAAAAAAUACUGUUGAAGAAAUGUUCUAGCGUAAACAAGCACAACGGAAAAGAUU